Molecule: messenger RNA, 712 nt
Organism: Rhododendron vialii
Lineage: Eukaryota; Viridiplantae; Streptophyta; Magnoliopsida; Ericales; Ericaceae
Exons: 2
Coding region: 18-365 (115 amino acids)
Source: RefSeq, a predicted model, not a curated record
CGGGGAAUUGGUUCCCAAUGGGAACAGCAGCUUCGGACGAGGAAAAUACCGACAUGUCAGUAUCAUACGACAUGGAUGCUGAGUAUGCUUGUCGUUGCUGGAAAGAUGAUGGCAUUCUCCCCAAAAAAGGAGUCCAGCCUUACUCUGAACCUGCUCCCUUCAUUUUUGUUGAAAUGAGGUUGUGUAAUAAACUCAAGAAACAUGCCAAUGGCGACACUGGUGGGGACGAUGCUGUCAUAGAGCUGGUCUCAGUAAGGAGACCAUUCUGUUUUAACCACGUUUUGUUUUUGACAAGCGAGAAAAUGAGGCCCUUCGUGUCUGUCUUUCUGUCUUUUCUGUGUUUACCAGACAGCGUUAAGGAAUAAGGACUCGAUUAUAGAUGAGAUGUUCCGAUUUGCCCGUUCAAUGCUGGAUGAUGAUGAGAAUGCGGGCCUGGAGGUGCUUCCGUUUGUUGUGGAUGUUGCGGUUACUAUAUUGCAAAUGCCUGGAGAGAGUGAAGAUGAUGCGAUUGCCCGGGCUGGGAACAAGCUGCAAACACUUCAGUUGAUGUUCCCAGGACGCAGCAACUCGUUAUUCAGCUUGAAACGGCUACUAGUAAUCUUGUUUUGUUCAGCUUGAAACUGCAACUAGUAAUCUUGUUUUGUUCAGCUUGGAACUGGAAGUAGUUGUUCAGCUUGAAACUGAGUUUCGUGGUUGAAAAUAUGAUGGUAUU